UUUCUUUGUUCUUUUUUAAUUAUUUAUUAAGGGAGCCGGUAAGGAAGUCCAUUCCACCACCCUGGCUGCUUAUAAUGAUCGUCUAGCUUCAGAGAGGGCAGUGACCCAAGUCUUCCCCUGUUUUUGGGUCCUCAGCUUACAACAAUGGUUGGCGAAGUUGAAACUCCAACAUCUGGCCCAACGGUGGACGCCGACGAGACAACAAGUUCUCCUCACCAACCAAUCAACGACCAACUGGCUAUGGUACCUCUGCCAGUGCCAACUGGGGACACUCCUCUGACCACUGACUUCCAGAAUGAACUAGGUCUAAUUGCAACUCCUAGUACUAUUGGUGGACCAUUUAAUUCUCUCUCAGAAAUGUCUAUGUUGUGCGGUGGUGUGUCUUCUGAUCCCAGUGGUGUGGAGAAACAUGACUAUGAUUUUGAGAAAGCUCAGACAAUGCCAUCACAAAUCCACAAUCCUGAUGAUGAUACCUUCCAUGGUUCUGCCAUGUCAAGAAUGCCUUUGUCUUCUGAUUCAUACCCUCAGAGCAAGGGCAUGGAGGAAGCUGCCAUAGAAAUUGGUGGGCUUCAAUCAGCUGUCGUAAAACUCCAGAUUCAGAAUGGACCAAGUUUGCGCACUCCAGAUAAUUCUAGUGAGCUAUUCAGUAUUCCCCCAGAGGCAUGUCUUUCUGGUGGGGCUUUGUCUUCUGAGCCGAAUUAUGCAGAGAAACAUGAACAUCAUACUCAGAGAACUCAAGCAACACCAGUUGACAUUGUAUUUCGUGAUGGGUCCGAACCAAGAAUCGGGUGCAAGGAAAGUCAUCUGUCACCAGGGUUGCCAGAUGCAGUCACCAGGGCUACUGAAGUAUCUGCAUCUUCAGGUUCACCAGCACCAGCUUCUGAAGUGACUUUGUCUUCAUUUUCCACGCCUCAUCUGCCUUGUUUGCAAGCACCCAUGCUGCAGAUUGGAGGGACUCAAUUGAGCAAUGAUGAAACCCAGACCACAUUGGUUGAACCUUCGAGUUCAACAGACAUAAUGAAACCUGCAAGGCAUCCACCUUCCCUUCCUUAUGACAUACAGCCAUUAUCCCAUUCAAACUUAGCACCAGCUAGGGAAGCCUGUGAUCCUGUUCAAGAAAGCCAAAGCCCAUUGUACAGUGAAGAACACAUACGGCAGCAAGACUAUGAUCCAGUCGAUGGUUCAUUUCCAACUGCCACUGUGAAUAGAGGUAGAUACACAGGCCCGAAUGCCAUGCCGGUUCAGUACUCUCCAUAUGAAAGUUCCCAAAUAAGGAGAUCUCCAGUGCAAGAUUACUACCCUAAUGAGCCCAAUUAUCGGCUCCCGCGCUAUAGGCAGGGAGCUCGAUACCAAGGACAAAGGGAGAGCUCAAGUGCUUCAGAAUUGACCUAUGAGCGUCGGUCAUUUGGUGGUCAGUAUCAAGGACAAGAAUAUGAUGUCUCUCGACCAUAUAGAGUUAGUAACCGAUGGCAGAGGUACUACCCUGUUAAUGAUAUACCAGAUGACAGGCCCUGGUCUCGUGGACGGUCCUGCCCUGUUAAUGAUAUACCAGAUGACAGGACCUGGUCUCAUGGAGGUCGACAUCGAGGGCGCGAUUAUCAUGAUAGCAAUGGUGACAACUUUGAUGAUGUGAGCCAACCAUUUGAAGUUCGAUACAAAGAGCAGGUCUAUCAUCUUGGAAAUGUGGAGUCUGAUGAUAUGGCUCAACCACAUGCACAUCAAUACAGAAAGCAUGAUUAUUCGGAUGGGACUAAUUUCUUGAAUGAUAUGCGGCAACAACGCAGAGUUAGAUAUCAACAGCAAAGUCAUUGCCUUGAUGAGCGAUACUUGGGAGAAGCACCUCUACCAUAUGGAAGUCAUCAUGAGACACAAGAGGACUGGCCUGCAGGGAAAAACUGCCCAGCCAUGCCGCAACCAUGUAGAGUUCAUUACCAAAGACAGGGGAAUCGGCUUGGCGACAACACUGUGGAUGGGGCGCCUCCUCAUCAUACCUCUCAAUACCAAGGGAGACAGAGUUGGUCUAGCAUUGAUGACUUUGCUGAUGUGCAGAGAAGUGAACGAGAACCAGCUAACUUCCCUGGCAAUAACGAUUUUGCUGAUAUGCCAAGGACUGAACGAGAACCUGCUAAUUUCCCUGGCAAUAACGACUUUGCUUACGUGCCAAGAACUGAACAAGAACCUGCUAACUUUCCUGGCAAUGAUGACUUUGCUGAUGAGCAGAGAACCGAAAGAGGAUCUGCCAACUUCCUUAGCCGUGAUUCUAUCCACAACGUGGCUUCUGAAUGGAAGGAUCACUCUCAGAGACCUGAAUUUGCAGAAUUUAAAUCUCACGAUGUUUUUCCAACCAACCAUGAGACACAGGGAGGUGAUUUUAAGGGAGUGUAUCAAACAAGUGCUGAUCCUGAAUUUCAGAAAGACCCACACAGAAGUCAGAGGUCCUGCUAUCGUGCUUAUGUGUUGAACCAUGAACUGCAAUCACAGAAAGAUCAGUACUAUGGUAUUGGAUCAGCUUCAAAGGAUGAAAACACCCCACAGCUCACUGGAGAAAAUUGUGCCACGGGAGGAAAAAUGUCCUCCCAAGCUGGUGAGGGAGUGGGCUGUGAAUCGGGCACUCUUGUUUGUGAUAAUAUUGUUAGUGUGCCAAACUCAGUAAAUGUAGUGAUUGGAGAAAGGAAUCGAGCUGGUGGGAGAAGUGGUGGUCGCAUCACAGGCAAUCGCAUUCUCCGCUGAUUGGCAUGCGCAUGCAACAUAGCCAUCACUUAAUCUGUGCAUCUCUUCUUUUCUUGACCUUGUUCUUGGUCGUGAUGUAAUUUAUUAUGCAGUUUGCAGCUCUAUCUGUUAUUGUUGCACUAAAUAAUCCUUUUUAUAAGGACAUGAUUGCCGCAUUUCAGUCUCUUGUCUUCUCCAUGUUAUCUUGAGUUUCCACAGUUCUGAGAACUUUGUGCUGAUGUACGCAUUCUUGUAUUGCUCUGGAUUUCCCCUUGGUAUCUACUUGUGUUACUCCAGAACUCCCGAUGGUAUGUGGUG
Dioscorea cayenensis subsp. rotundata (Guinea yam) is the source of this 3027-nucleotide messenger RNA. RefSeq lists its product as uncharacterized. The record is from RefSeq and is a predicted model, not a curated record. NCBI's taxonomy places the organism in Eukaryota, Viridiplantae, Streptophyta, Magnoliopsida, Dioscoreales, Dioscoreaceae. The transcript has 6 exons. The coding region runs from base 145 to 2730 and encodes 861 amino acids.